AUGGUGAUUGCUGCUCAAACAUUUCCCCAACUCACUUUUGCAUUUGGUCUUAUUGGUACUCUCUUUUCAUUUAUGGUAUUUAUUUCACCCCUUGCAACAUUCUAUGAAGUUUACAAAAAGAAAACCAUGGAAGGCAUUAAGUCGUUGCACUACGUGGUGGGAUUAUUUACAUCUGUUCUAUGGUUAUAUUACGCGUUGAUAAAGGGCGAUGCAAUGUACCUAACCACCAUCAGGUCCGUUGGCAUUGUCAUACAAACCUUUUAUCUGUGUGUUUUCGCCUUUUAUGCCCCAAAGAGAGCCAUGAUGAAGUCUUUGAAGCAAAUCAUGAUGUUCAUAGUUAUUGGAUUCGGAUUGAUUGUUAUCUUGAGCCAAUUACUUACGAAAGGCACUCAACGCGAUGUGAUAGUUGGAUGGGUUGUCCUUGUAUUAACUUCUCUGUGUGUUUUUGUCACACCUUCAAGUGUCUUGACACAAGUGAUCAAAACUAAGAGUGUGAAAUACAUGCCUAUUCUUCUGGUAUUAUCGGUGACACUAAGUGGCUUUGUGUGGUUCUUUUAUGGUUUACUUCUUGCGGACUUAAACAUCAUUGUUCCAAAUGCUCUCGGAUUCACCUUGGGUGUCAUUCAAAUUAUAUAUUACGUUGUGUAUAGGAAUGUGAAGGCAGACGUCGACGACAAUACUACAGAAAACAACGAGCAAUUGAGUGAAAAUGAUGAACCGGGUGCCCCAAAAGUAAAAGAUCAAAACGCGUCUAUAGACUCUGAAAACGUUGCAAACCCUCAUGGUAGUCCAGUUGUGGCUAAUGAUCACGCGAUUGAUAUCCCAGUUGGAGAUUGA
This is a messenger RNA of Helianthus annuus (common sunflower), 837 nucleotides long. RefSeq names its product bidirectional sugar transporter SWEET14. The record is from RefSeq and is a predicted model, not a curated record. Lineage: Eukaryota; Viridiplantae; Streptophyta; Magnoliopsida; Asterales; Asteraceae. Gene Ontology annotation, biological process: carbohydrate transport. Gene Ontology annotation, cellular component: membrane. The transcript has 6 exons. Gene Ontology annotation, molecular function: sugar transmembrane transporter activity. Bases 1 to 837 code for a protein of 278 amino acids.